Molecule: messenger RNA, 881 nt
Organism: Medicago truncatula (barrel medic)
Lineage: Eukaryota; Viridiplantae; Streptophyta; Magnoliopsida; Fabales; Fabaceae
Product: transcription factor MYB1
Exons: 1
Coding region: 7-699 (230 amino acids)
Source: RefSeq, a predicted model, not a curated record
UAAUAUAUGUAUGUAUGUAUGUAUAGAUGGUCUUUGAUUGCUGCAAGGCUUCCGGGUAGGACAGCUAAUGAUGUGAAGAAUUAUUGGCACACAAAUUUGCGCAAAAAAGUGAUUCCAAGAAAAGAAGAAAAGGAAGAAAAAGAGAAAUCUAAAGAAAGCAUGAUCAAAUCUCAUGAAGUUAUCAAGCCUCGACCUCGAACUUUUUCAACUCAUUCACUAUGGUUGAAGAAGAAACAUAAUUUCGUGAGUAAUGGUAGUGCAACAAAACUAGUGAUUUCAAGUGAAGAUGGCAAUGUUCCAAGAGAGUGUGACAAGACUACACUCCCAAAUCUCAUUGAUUCUUCUUCAAGUCAUUCACCAUGGUUGAAGAAGAAUCAUAGUCUUCCAACAACACUAAUGGCUUCAAGAGAAGAUGUUAAUAUUCCAAGAGAGUGUGACAAGACUACACUCCCAAAUGUUGGUGAUGCACAAACAUGUGUUGGCAAUGACCCAUCAUCUACAACAUGGUGGGAGAGUUUGUUGAACAUGGAUGAAGAAAGAAGCAAUGAGAAAAUUGAUUCUUCCUCUUUAUUACCAAAGGAGAAUUUCACUUUGGAGUUUUCAAAUGUGGAGGAUUUUUUUAAUAAUGGUCCCACGGUCAGUGAUUCCGAUUGGGAUUCCAAUCUUUAUGAUUUCAAUUUCUUUGGGGUCUUUAAUUAGUUCUAAUGGCGUAUAAAAGUUAAGAUUGUUUAAGAGAAUUUAAAUGGAUCCAACUAAAUUAUAUACUUUAAAGUUUCAUACUUAUAUUUAGUGGGAUCUAUUUAAAUUUUAAUGUGUUAAAAACAGUGUGCUAGAGAUUAUGUUGCUAGCAUAAUUCUUUUAAUAAAGUCAUUUAGUUUAAA